AUGACAGGACAAGUGUUCCCUGAUAUCAGCAAAACCCAAGCGAACUAUCGAUCCAAUGCGCCCGAAGUUGGGUCCGAGCCCAUGCUGACAGGGGUGUCUCCAAUGGCCACCCCCGCAGCUGCUGCCUGUAACCAAAGUGGAAUCCCGCCAUGCAACCCGCACAAUGAAGGCUAUUUUGUCCUUGGAAUGUUUCAAGACGGCAUGGAAACAUGGAAAACAUACACUCGAAAUUCUACCAGGCCCCCCGCAGCAGAUGUCUUACACCGGUCUGGCCGAGGUUGCCUUAUUCGCACUAUGAUUCGAGACUAUCCAAUGGCGAUGUGGUAA
This is a messenger RNA of Penicillium crustosum, 327 nucleotides long. RefSeq lists its product as uncharacterized. The transcript has a single exon. The record is from RefSeq and is a predicted model, not a curated record. Lineage: Eukaryota; Fungi; Ascomycota; Eurotiomycetes; Eurotiales; Aspergillaceae. Bases 1 to 327 code for a protein of 108 amino acids.